GUCCGCUGUUGGGAACCGAGCCCUUGGCCUGGGGCCGGGCGACCCUGGGGCGCGUUGUGCUCAGGUCCGGGUGGCUGGGUGUAGGGAGGUAACCCAGUCCACCCGGGCGUCAGCUGUAGGUCGAGCUCUACCCCUCCAACAUCCGCUGGAACCCCUAAGCCCAGGCCCUGCCUGCUGGGGAUCCAUGGGUCCUGGGUCUACAUUGACCUGAUGAGUGGUGAGUUCGCAGAGAGGCAGGGCUGCCACUAAUCCAGGAAAUCCCACUGGGGCGAGAUGGGGCCAGAUCCACAGUCCCCAGGGUCUGCACUGACUUGGUGAACACCACCUUGUCCAUGCCUGGCUCCAGGGACGUAGGGAAUCCACGUAUUCACCCGGGAUCUGGGGUUUACACUAACUUGAAAUUUCCUGGCCAGAAGCUAUGUCUGUGUGCGAAGGAAGCAGGUGAAGGGGUUGACCAGAAAGGUCCUUUUCAGAUAACACUUUUAUUUGGGGUUUUGUGGACCCUGAGGGGCAUAUCUAAUUUUUUAAACUGAGAUGGGGCAGUGGAGGAAAAAUCUAGAGGGGCCCCCAGCCUCUGGCCAGUACUGACUCAGUCUCCACAGGGUCAAUAAGUUGCUUCUGGGGAUUCUAGAGGUGGAUGAGUGACCCUCUAUAGUACAGCCAAAGGAGAUCUCACAGUCCUAGACUGGAAGGGGCCUUUUCCCCACUGCAGCCUCCCUGUCCUCCUCUUAGUGGAACUUGGGUGCAUGGGAGGGUUGGUUUCUUUUCUGUCCCCAUUCCCCACUCUCUGGGGCCUGACGCCUUCUCCUCCAGCAGCUGUCAAGCCAGGGCAUCCAGGGCUGGAGUGGAGCAGACACUGUCCAUGGAGCUGGUGGACAAGGUGGACAGGGGGCUGCGGUGAUGGCGCAGUUUGACACUGAAUACCAGCGCCUGGAGGCAUCCUAUAGCGAUUCCCCUCCAGGGGAGGAGGACCUGUUGGUGCAUGUUGCUGAGGGAAGCAAGUCACCUUGGCACCACAUCGAAAACCUUGACCUCUUUUUCUCUCGAGUUUAUAAUCUUCAUCAGAAGAAUGGCUUCACGUGUAUGCUCAUUGGGGAGAUCUUUGAGCUCAUGCAGUUUCUCUUUGUGGUUGCCUUCACUACCUUCCUGGUUAGCUGUGUGGACUAUGACAUUCUAUUUGCCAACAAGAUGGUGAACCACAGUCUUCACCCUACUGAGCCCGUCAAGGUCACUCUGCCAGAUGCCUUUUUGCCUGCCCAAGUCUGCAGUGCCAGGAUACAGGAAAAUGGCUCCCUUAUUACCAUCCUGGUCAUUGCUGGUGUCUUCUGGAUCCACCGACUUAUCAAAUUCAUCUAUAACAUUUGCUGCUAUUGGGAGAUCCACUCCUUCUACCUGCAUGCUCUGCGCAUUCCCAUGUCCGCCCUGCCCUAUUGCACGUGGCAGGAAGUGCAGGCCCGGAUUGUGCAGACCCAGAAAGAGCAUCAGAUCUGUAUCCACAAGCGUGAGUUGACAGAGCUGGACAUCUACCACCGCAUCCUCCGUUUCCAGAACUACAUGGUGGCACUGGUGAACAAAUCCCUUCUCCCCCUGCGCUUCCGCCUGCCUGGCCUUGGGGAGGCUGUCUUCUUUACCCGUGGUCUCAAGUACAACUUUGAGCUGAUCCUGUUCUGGGGACCUGGCUCUCUGUUUCUCAAUGAAUGGAGCCUCAAGGCUGAGUACAAACGUGGGGGACAACGGCUAGAGCUGGCUCAGCGCCUCAGCAACCGCAUCCUGUGGAUUGGCAUUGCCAACUUCCUGCUCUGCCCCCUUAUCCUCAUCUGGCAGAUCCUCUACGCCUUCUUCAGCUAUGCUGAGGUGUUGAAGCGCGAGCCAGGGGCCCUGGGAGCACGCUGUUGGUCACUGUAUGGCCGCUGCUACCUCCGCCACUUCAACGAGCUGGAGCAUGAGCUACAAUCCCGCCUCAAUCGUGGCUACAAACCUGCCUCCAAAUACAUGAAUUGCUUUUUGUCACCUCUGCUGACACUGCUGGCCAAGAAUGGUGCCUUCUUUGCUGGCUCCAUCCUGGCUGUGCUUAUUGCCCUCACCAUCUAUGAUGAAGAUGUAUUGGCUGUGGAGCAUGUCCUCACCACCGUCACACUCCUGGGAGUCACGGUGACCGUGUGCAGGUCCUUCAUCCCAGACCAGCAUAUGGUGUUCUGCCCUGAGCAGCUGCUCCGUGUGAUCCUCGCUCACAUCCACUACAUGCCUGACCACUGGCAGGGUAAUGCCCACCGCUCGCAGACCCGGGACGAGUUUGCCCAGCUCUUCCAGUACAAGGCAGUUUUCAUCUUGGAGGAGUUGCUGAGCCCCAUUGUCACACCCCUCAUCCUCAUCUUCUGCUUGCGCCCACGGGCCCUGGAGAUUAUAGACUUCUUCCGCAACUUCACCGUGGAGGUGGUUGGUGUCGGAGAUACCUGCUCCUUUGCUCAGAUGGAUGUUCGCCAGCACGGUCACCCCCAGUGGCUAUCUGGUGGGCAGACAGAAGCCUCAGUGUACCAGCAAGCUGAAGAUGGAAAGACAGAGUUGUCACUCAUGCACUUUGCUAUCACCAAUCCUGGCUGGCAGCCACCACGUGAGAGCACAGCCUUCCUAGGCUUCCUCAAGGAACAGGUUCAGCGGGAUGGAGCAGCUGCUGGCCUUGCCCAAGGGGGUCUGCUCCCUGAGAAUGCCCUUUUUACAUCCAUCCAGUCCUUACAAUCCGAGUCUGAGCCCCUGAGCCUUAUUGCAAAUGUGGUAGCUGGCUCAUCCUGCCGGGGCCCCCCACUGCCCAGAGACCUGCAGGGCUCCAGGCAUAGAGCUGAAGUUGCCUCUGCCCUGCGCUCCUUCUCCCCUCUGCAGCCUGGGCAGGCUCCCACAGGCCGGGCUCCCAGCACCAUGACAGGCUCUGGGGUGGAUGCCCGGACAGCCAGCUCUGGAAGCAGCGUAUGGGAAGGACAGCUGCAGAGCCUGGUGCUAUCAGAAUACGCAUCCACCGAGAUGAGCCUGCAUGCCCUCUAUAUGCACCAGCUCCACAAGCAGCAGACCCAAGCUGAACCUGAGCGGCAUGUGUGGCACCGCCGGGAAAGUGAUGAGAGUGGAGAGAGUGCCCCUGAAGAGGGGGGAGAGGGCGCCCGGGCCCCUCAACCUAUCCCUCGCUCUGCCAGCUAUCCCUGUGCUACACCCAGGCCUGGAGCACCCGAGACCACUGCCCUGCAUGGGGGCUUCCAGAGGCGCUAUGGGGGCAUCACAGAUCCUGGCACAGUGCCCCGGGCUCCCUCUCACUUUUCCCGCCUGCCCCUUGGAGGGUGGGCUGAAGAUGGGCAGCCAGCAUCAAGGCACCCGGAGCCUGUGCCCGAGGAGGGCUCAGAGGAUGAGCUUCCCCCUCAGGUGCACAAGGUAUAGAUAAGGCUGAGAAAGUCCUUAUGCCCCAGGAUGGAGGCCACCGCUGCCCUGCCAUCCCAUCCACUCACCAUGGGAGGGCUCCUCUGAGUGUUGCCUGGCUCCACAUGUGUGGUAUUUGUGUGUCUGUGCCUGGCCAAGGGAGGUGCCAACACUGGGCUUGCCACAGCCCCAGGAGAAGAAUUUGUGGCCUAGGAACUGGGGGCGCACAGAACUCUAGCCUCAACCCCAGGACCCCCUUGGCUCAGAGUGUGGUGCUAGAAACUUGUCCCCAGCCCAGCCCCAGUACUGCCACCUUUGCACCCACCCCUGCAAGUCUCCAGAGGGCUGCCUACCACAGAAGCUGCCAAGCAGGAAGAACCUGUGCCAACUGUGGAGUGGGGAGGUUGGGCCUGGACCCUUGACCCUUGCAGUCUACCCCCAGAUGAGCAGCUCAGGCUGUGGCCCUUACCUCAUCCCUAGUUCUCACCCAGUGCUACAGCCAGCUCACCUCUCUUCUGCUUCCUGCACAUCACUGGCAUGUGUGUGCUGCUUGCUCCCCUUCCAUUUGGCUUUUCCUUUGCGUUGGAGUGGAGGCCCUAGCUCCCAGCUCCCUUCACUCUAUCUUUUGACACUAAGAAAGGUUUCUAACUUGCAGGAGCAGUAUGGAAAUUCUUUGCUGCCCUCUGCAACUUUUAGGAUGGGCCCCUGGGAGAUGAGGCCUUCCUGGGCCCCCAUUGCUGCUUAUUGUAUCCCUACCCCCUGCACAUGGACCGGACAGGGCUGGAGUAUGACCUCAACCGUCUAUAUCCCAGCAAGAGAGCUCUGGCCCCCAUCACGCUGUUCCCUAGAGGGGGAUGGAGGUGGGAUGGCCUCGCCCUAGGCUUUGGGCUGCUGCAUUGCAUGCUGGGACUCAGCUCCUACCCUAUAUCCCACCCUCACCCAACCCUGGUCCGCAGCAGCAGAGUGGUGAUCUCUGCUGUCAGCGCUCACAGAGGAACGGGGUGGGGACCGUGUACAGCUUGAUGACCCUCAAUAAAGAAGGGACUUUGACC
Molecule: messenger RNA, 4451 nt
Organism: Marmota flaviventris (yellow-bellied marmot)
Lineage: Eukaryota; Metazoa; Chordata; Mammalia; Rodentia; Sciuridae
Source: RefSeq, a predicted model, not a curated record